UAAUAAAAUGCCACUGAAAAAGAAAGGCAAAGUUUCGAAGCUUGCUCGGAUGAGCGAUGAGGAACGCGCGAGGUAUUUGCAGCAUCGCGCCGACCUUGAAUUGGAAGCUCGACGGCGCAAACAACAGCUGAUAGCGCUCUUUGCCAAGAAUAAAUUAAAACGCGAAGAAGCUUUUGCGCGCAUCAACACCGCAAAGAUAAACGAACAAUGGCGAACGAGCUUGCGAAAAAUGAAGUGUAUCGAGUUGAAGGACGAAGUGAAACAUCUGUGCCAAGAUUUUGAGGAGCAACUGAGGACAAAGGAUGACUUGAUCAAGAAAUUGUACGACGAGCUGGUGGACGCGGAUUUCGAUCACCGCCGAUUUCAGGAAGCUCACAUGAUGGUUCUGGACGAGAUCAUAGAAAGGGGCAAAGAGCGGAUCAAUUACCUGCACAACAAUUACACCAAGGCAGUCGAGAAGGUCCGAACGGUGGACUUGGAAGACUUAAAGUAUCACAAGCUAAACAUGAAAGAUUCCAUAUUUCAAUUGAAAACUAUUAUAUUUGCCAGAAGUAAGAGCAUAGAGAAGGAAUUGUCAGAAUUGCAAACGAAAAACGCCAUCAAUAUUCACAGUAUUGUGCAUUCGAAAGAAGAAUCGAUACAAGAUUUACGGCGCAACAUAUAUCCAAAAUUGGAAAGACUGUGGCAGGAGUUGAAUGACACCAUAACGAAUUACGAAAGAUCGACCGAGGCCAAACGAAAGCAUUACGAAUGCCUGAAGGAACUGGACAACAUACAUCAGAACGAAGUUUCGCUAUUUCCUCGAACGUUUGCACAGCUGAGAGAGACUGCGGAAUGCCUGAGAAAGAACAGCCUGAGAUUGAGCCAGGACAGUGAAGAGACCAUUGAAAGUAUGAGGUUGCAGUCGGAGCUGCUGGCCAGACGCUUGCAGAAGAUGAGACUGGAAAUCAAAACGUGCCAGUCUUUGGAUUCGAUGCAGCUAAAGCGCCUAAGUGUUCUGAGUGCCGAAGUCAUCAAGAACUUGGAAAAAAUAGUCAACAAAGCCGAGGAAAUUCAAGUGAUGGCAAAAUUGUGUUCCGAUUUAGAGCCGGAUUCGCUAAAGAUUAAAAAAUAUUCGUUAAAACAUUUAGGAGACUCCACAACAGACUUGAUGAAAUUAAAUGAAGAACCAUUUGGUUUUCUUCGUAAAAUCGAAGGUUUUCGGUACAAUGUGUGUUGCAUUAAAGAAGACAACAUAUUAUUGAAGCAAAAACGCAAUCACCUUAUUGAAGAAAAUAAUCGGUUGAAGCAUUACUUGAGAACUUAUUUGUCGUCUGUUUCGCGGAUACCAACUAUUAGACCACGUACACGAGCUUAGAAAAAAGUGUUGGUU
Molecule: messenger RNA, 1372 nt
Organism: Copidosoma floridanum
Lineage: Eukaryota; Metazoa; Arthropoda; Insecta; Hymenoptera; Encyrtidae
Product: dynein regulatory complex subunit 2
Biological process (GO): axonemal dynein complex assembly; regulation of cilium movement; cilium-dependent cell motility
Cellular component (GO): axonemal dynein complex; axoneme
Source: RefSeq, a predicted model, not a curated record